Messenger RNA from Saccostrea cuccullata (small rock oyster), 1012 nucleotides. Its product is annotated as peptidyl-prolyl cis-trans isomerase-like 4. Bases 1 to 963 code for a protein of 320 amino acids. Gene Ontology annotation, molecular function: RNA binding. Lineage: Eukaryota; Metazoa; Mollusca; Bivalvia; Ostreida; Ostreidae. The transcript has 8 exons. The record is from RefSeq and is a predicted model, not a curated record. Gene Ontology annotation, cellular component: nucleus.
AUGGCGGGGCCCUUGCUGACUGACAGUGAGGAUUUGCGAGCUGAUGGGAGGGUCUUGGGAAUGACAGAAGAAGAAGUGAAGGAAGUGUUAGAGGAGAAAGAAGCCAAGGCUAAUGCCCAGAUUCUGGAGAUGGUGGGUGAUCUCCCUGAUGCUGAAGUGAAACCAGAAGAUAAUGUUCUGUUUGUAUGUAAACUUAACCCUGUCACUACAGACGAAGACCUGGAAAUCAUAUUCUCAAGAUUUGGAACAAUUAAAAGUUGUGAAGUGAUCAGAGAUCAUAAAACCAAAGAAUCCUUACAAUACGCAUUUAUAGAGUUUGAAAAGACAGAAGAUUGUGAGAGUGCUUAUUUUAAGAUGGACAAUGUCCUGAUUGAUGACCGCAGGAUACAUGUGGACUUCAGCCAGUCCGUGUCCAAGCUCAAAUAUAAAGGAAAAGAUGGACAGAAGUCAGAGGAGACAAAGGAAAAGUACGUCAUCAGGGAUCGGACCACUAGACAAGACAAUAGAUAUGAUUUAGUUUUUGAUGAUGAUGAAGAAGAGGAGAAGAAAACGAAAUCAAAGAAGAAAAAGAAACACAAAGACAGAAGGCAAAGUAGAAGUGAAAGUGACAGUGAAUCACACAGAAAGAGAAAGAAGGAAAGAAGUCGAUCCCUCAGUCCACAGAGAAAAAACAGAAGAUCCCGUAGUCCCAAAAACAGGUCAAGGUCACCAGGGAGAAAAUACAGGGAAGAUGACGACAGAGGCAGCUCUAAAAUGUCUAAAUAUAGAGAUGACAGACACAGAGAGGAUAAAUAUAGCUCACAAAGGUCAUCUGAGAGGUCAUACGAGGAUAGAGACAGGAGAGGUGAUAGAGACAGUUAUAGAGAUCCUGACAGGAAUAGAGACUCUGACAGGAAUAGAGAUAGGAGGAGGAGUAGAGAAAGAGACAGUUAUAGAGAUAAAUACAGGGACAAAAGAAGAUGAUGCUGAAAAUAUGAGUGAAUUUAUGCCAGAGGGUUGUACAGUUAAUUUU